UUCACUGAACAGCAACCUUACCCUUGUACACAGAAGAGUUCACUCACGCCGUCGUGAUCCCCUGGAGACGUCGUGAACUAGGUAUCCUACUCUCAGGCUACUUCUCAACCACUCGCUUUGGUUAGCCACUUUGUUGCCAGUCCAGGGCUCUAAGUGUCAUGCAGCAGGCUACUCGGUCCCUUCCAGCUAGCACUUCAGGCAGGAGCCUUUCUGUAAUACCAGCUCGCCGCGUUUCUUCGCGACGAGGUCCACGAUGCCAAGCGUUGGGACCUGACCUGGACGCCAUCGGCGCGGUUAGCCAGGUUUUGACUACUGGAGCUGUAUGUGUUGGUGCCUUCAUGCUAUUGAACCGCCCUGAGCAGCUCCCAGAACAAGACCGCCUGGACAGCCGGAACGCCAAGCCUUGCCCGGUAUGUGGAGGCUCCGGCUUUGAGGCCUGCCUCUGCACGAGAUGGUCAGACGGGGACGUUGGCUGUAACUCGUGCAGUAAGACGGGCUACAUGCGCUGCAGAGGGUGUGGUGGUGGAGGCACGGCCGUCCCGCUCAUGGUGCGCGUGAAGAAGUAAAGCUGCUGUUUGCAAUGGUCUCCAUUUUGGGCCGCCCCCGUUCGUUAUAUGGAAUGUAUCAUUAUACCAUCUUGGACCGCGGCAACUGUCUUGCGCUUAUUCGACUUGACACGCGGCCGUGUGGGACGGCUUUGGGGUGGCUGCCCCUGACGUUCCGUGUAGAUUUAUCCUUUAGGUUAGGUUAAGAACGCAACCAUCGGCAUGGCUUGGUAUAUCUCGUAAUGUCGAUGCGUUAGGGUUUUAGGAGCCCGCACCACCUUUGAACGCGCUUCUGGCUGUUGUGUGAGGGUUUGGCUCCAUGGCUGGUGUCCUGGUAUAUCCACUCAAUUGGGUUUGUCAUGAACGAAAUGCCUGUGUCCGCGCGGCAACAAUACUGCACGCCGGAAACGGUCUGGGAGAGAAGGGCGCCGCACAUUCCGCCCUGCCCACAUCCUCCUCUUUGCAUAUUAGGGUUAGUCAUCUUGGUAGUAUUUCAUGCCAAAGAGGGGUUUGUGUAGAGGGUAGAUGACCUGAGAGAGUGUAGUGUGAAGAAGGCUUUGCAUGUGCCUGGUCGGCAUUUCCUAAGGCUUCUUAUUGACGAUUUGGUAAUUGAGGGGACGCAGUCAUCUGAUGUCCGGAGAAUUUUAUAAAUCACGUCGAAAAGGCAUUGCGGCUGCGCGUGGCGUUUGCGCUAUAUGAUGAAGAAUGCCCCCCUAUUUCUGUUGUUGGUUUUGUCGUCGUCGUUGUGUCUUUUCUGCAGUGGGCAUGGUGCAUGUACCGUACUUUUGUUGUGUAUGGAUGCAGGUGCUUUUCCUCCUAAAUUUCGCCUUGGAACGUGCGCGAGUCAAAGCUGCAUCUGCUGGCACGUGCCUUCCGUUUGGGAAACUCCGCCUCACCCGCUAUACCGGGAAUUGUUGCUGUUGAUGAUGGGUGAUGUUCGGCAUGCGCCAUGCCAGAACGAAAUGGUGUCAAAACGUCUUCUCAUUCGCUAGAGAUAGAUGUUGCUCUGAUGGGGCCAUGUUGGUGUUGGUUAUCUGUCGGCCUAGGUGGCCUUCAAUGGACGGCGAAGAACAGCCUGAAGGCUUGUAAUCCGUG
This is a messenger RNA of Astrephomene gubernaculifera, 1640 nucleotides long. NCBI's taxonomy places the organism in Eukaryota, Viridiplantae, Chlorophyta, Chlorophyceae, Chlamydomonadales, Astrephomenaceae. The record is from the annotation of a GenBank genome assembly.